AUGGACUCUCAAGGCGUUCGCUUGCGCGGUAGGCUCGGCAGUUCGUUCGGGGGAGCUUCGGUGCUGGAGCGACCGGGAUUGGACCAAUCAGGAGGAGCGGACGGCGCUCCGAAGACGGACGCCGGCGGAGAGAUGGGGCAGCUGAAGCAGCGGAUGCGGAACGGAGGGGGGGAUCGGUACCGCGUGCUUCUACUGGACCACGAGAAGCACACGGAGGAUGGAGUCGCGAAGGUGCUGCCAACAGUGGUUCCUUCAGUCACGGUGGACGACGCGCGGCGGGUGUUCAACGAGUCCAGAGAGCUGGGUCAGGGGCUCGUCUGCGUCGCCAUCAAGGUGUCUCCGAUCGCCGGGCAGACAGGGAGAAUCGAGGCUCUGUUGUUCGAGGUGAAGGACCGCGACCGCAUCGGCUAUGCGUCGGCUUCCAACAUCCGCGCGUUCUGCUGCUCUCCUGAGCUCGUUCAACGGACGGGAUGCAACCCUGGACACAUCAUCGUGCGGCCGAGAGACGGGGAUAACCAGUGGCCCCGCGUGGUGGAAAUUAACUUCAUUGGCAACGACACGGCGGUGGCGGUGGCGCCGUCGGAUAUCCACAUCACGGCGCCCGGCAUGUACUACCUGUGGUUCGUCAUCUGCGACAAGAGCCUCGCUGGCGUGGCCGUCACGGGCACGACCAUCUGGAAGAACCCGGGCGGGUAUCUGCCCGGCAUGAUGAUGCCUUACCUCAACUUCUACGCGCUCAUGUCCAUGGCGUAUCUGGUGCUGGGCGUGGUGUGGUUCAUGCAGUACGCGCGCUUCUGGCGCGACAUCCUGCAGCUGCAGAACUGCAUCACGGCCGUCAUCGCGCUUUCCAUGCUCGAGAUGGCCACCUGGUACUUCGACUACGUCAACUUCAACGCCGGCGGCUUCCGCCCCUACGGGACCACCAUCUGGGCCGCCACGCUCGGCGCGCUGCGCAAGGCGGUGUCGCGCGUGCUGGUGUUGAUUGUCGCGAUGGGGUAUGGCGUGGUGCGGCCGACGCUGGGCGGGCUGUCAGGAAAGGUACGCUUCAAGAAUGCACGGCAAGGGAGGGGAAGAGGAGGGGGAGGGGGAUGUGAAGGGGAGGGGGAUAUGGCCACCUGGUACUUCGACUACGUCAACUUCAACGCCGGUGGCUUCCGCCCUUACGGGACCACCAUCUGGGCCGCCACGCUCGGCGCGCUGCGCAAGGCCGUGUCGCGCGUGCUCGUGCUGAUCGUGGCGAUGGGGUAUGGCGUGGUGCGGCCGACGCUGGGCGGGCUGUCAGGGAAGGUACGCCCAGGAUGGGGGGAAAGGUGGGGGAGAGAAGCACAGGGAUGGGGAGGAGAAUGUGAGGAGGUGUUGCGUAAGGGAAGGGGGGAACGUUACUUCUGUGCAGUGGAGCUGCUGGACGUGAUGCAGAACGUGGGCGCCAUCGACGACCUGAACAGCAGCGAGCGCCUCUUCCUCGUGCUGCCUGUCGCUGUGCUCGACGCCAUCUUCAUCCUCUGGAUCUUCUCCUCGCUCUCCAAGACUCUCUCGCUGCUGCAGGAUAAAAGAGUGGCCGUGCUGGACGCCAUCUUCAUCCUCUGGAUCUUCUCCUCGCUCUCCAAGUCUCUCUCCCUGCUGCAGACGACGUGGUCGGGGUCGAAGCUGGAGCUGUACCGCAAGUUCACGUCUUCACGAAGCUCAGGGUCGAAGCUGGAGAAGUACCGCAAGUUCACUAAUGGCAUGGCGCUGGCCGUGCUGGUGACUUUCAGCCCUUUCAUGCCCAAUCAUGCCGUUCUAUCAUGCCCCACCCCUCCUGCCUCCUUUCCUUCCCCCACCUAUCAGACGAAGCGAUCAGGGUCGAAGCUGGAGCGGUACCGCAAGUUCACCAACGGCAUGGCGCUGGCUGUGCUGGUGAUGGUUGCAUGGAAGGGCAUUCCCCAAUGCUCCAUUCUCCCCUGCCUCAACCCCCCUGCCCCACCCCCCGUUUCUUUCUUCUUCCAGACGAAGCGCACAGGGUCGAAGCUGGAGCUGUACCGUAAGUUCACCAACGGCAUGGCUCUGGCCGUGCUGGUCUCUGUAGCCUGGAUCGCAUACGAGAUGUAUGUGCGGCUGUCGGACCCGUACAAUGAGAGGUGGGAGGCGGAUUGGAUCACGGGGUGCUUCUGGCACCUGCUGCAGUUCGUGCUGCUCUGCGCCAUCUGUGUGCUCUGGGCGCCCUCCCUCAACUCCACCAGAUACGCAUAUUCGGAGGAUGCUCCAGAGGAUGAUGAUGACGUGGCGCUUACGUCAGCAUCAGUGGCUUCAGCGAAAGCAGAGGCAGGGUCUGCAGCAGAGAAGAAGCCGAUAAACACGGAUGUAGCAGGUAUCGGAGGACGAGUUGACGCCAGCCAAGGUGGCGGAGCUCUUGGAUCGCCACAGUGUGGGGCAGGCCUCUUUCUUUGGUGCCGCAUGAAUGCACUCACCCUCUCCUCUCUGACUCCCUCUUCCUCCCUGCACCUCUCUGUCCCUCCCCCCACGCCUCUCCCUCCCUCCUUUCCCCUCCCCACAGAGCAGGUAUCGGAGGACGAUCUGACGCCAGCCAAGGUGGUGGAGCUCUUGGAUCGCCACAUUGUGGGGCAGGCUCAGGCCAAGCGAGCCGUUGCCAUUGCCCUGCGCAACAGGUGGCGGCGGAAGCGCAUUAGUGGUUCCAUGAGGGACGAGGUGGUUCCCAAGAACAUCCUCAUGGUCGGCCCCACCGGCUGUGGGAAAACCGAGAUCGCCCGGCGCCUUGCCAAGCUCAUCCAUGCGCCCUUUGUCAAGGUAGAAGCCACCAAGUUCACGGAGGUGGGCUUUCACGGGCGGGACGUGGACCAGAUCAUUCGAGACCUGCUGGAGAACGCCAUUCAGCUGCAGCGGCAGAAGGCUCGGGCCAAGGCGGCGAAGGAGGUGGAGGAGGUGGUGGAGAGCAAGAUUCUAGACCAUCUGCUGGGCGCGCUACAGCCGGGCGCAGUGAGUCAAGCAGGUCACUGGGAGAGCUUGGAGACCUUUCGUCUGCUGUACAGGGAGGGGGUGUUGGACGACAGGCGAGUGCACAUGGAGCUGCCUGACGCCGCUCCCUCGGGUGGUCUGGGUGGGUUCGCCAUCGACAUGUCGGGCGCUGCAGGGCUCAACGUGCACGACUUCGUGCAGAGGAUGGAGCGAGUGGUGAAGGGGACACGGAGGGAGAAGAAGGAUCUGACUGUGGCGGAGGCGAGGGCAGCGCUGACCGACGCAGAGAUGGAGAAACGCCUGUCGUCUGAAUCGCUCGUGAAGGACGCCAUUCAGGCAACGGAGUCAGAGGGCAUAGUGUUCAUAGACGAGAUAGACAAGAUCGUGCACUCCAGCGACACGCGGCAUGGUGCCGAUGCGAGUGCUGAGGGUGUUCAGCGCGACCUGUUGCCCAUCAUUGAGGGCAGUGUGGUAUCCACCAAGCACGGCAACGUCAACACGGAUCACAUUCUCUUCAUCGCUAGUGGUGCCUUCACCGCGUGCCGCCCCUCCGACAUGCUGGCAGAGCUGCAAGGCCGCCUGCCCAUAAGGGUGGAGCUCAAAGGGCUGACCAGAGAGGAUCUGUACCGCAUUCUCACAGAGCCCGAGGCGAACAUGAUUCGGCAGCAGCAGCUGCUGAUGGCCACGGAGGGGGUUGAGCUUGUAUUCACUGAGUCUGCCAUCCGGGAGGCUGCCGCCAUGGCUGCUGAGAUCAAUCACACGCUGGACAACAUUGGUGCAAGAAGGUUGCACACGGUGUUGGAGCGGGUGGUGGAGGACAUCAGCUUCCACGCGCCCGAGAGGAAGGGGGAGACAUGCGUGGUGGAUCAAGAGGAUGUUCGACGGCCGCUGGGUGACUUGCUGCAGAAGGUUGAUGUCUCUAAGUUCAUCCUGUAA
Molecule: messenger RNA, 3888 nt
Organism: Closterium sp. NIES-65
Lineage: Eukaryota; Viridiplantae; Streptophyta; Zygnematophyceae; Desmidiales; Closteriaceae
Source: the annotation of a GenBank genome assembly